This is a messenger RNA of Strongylocentrotus purpuratus (purple sea urchin), 4252 nucleotides long. RefSeq lists its product as uncharacterized. The transcript has 8 exons. Bases 95 to 883 code for a protein of 262 amino acids. Lineage: Eukaryota; Metazoa; Echinodermata; Echinoidea; Camarodonta; Strongylocentrotidae. The record is from RefSeq and is a predicted model, not a curated record. Gene Ontology annotation, molecular function: protein binding.
ACACUCUUUAUUGGCUAUGCUGAACGUGUAGAUAGUGGUGUUGGACGAAAAACCUGAGGCACAAGCGCGAACGGCACGAAAAGAACUGCACGAAAUGGCCCUGUUCGAUAGAAACAUUGUAAGAGGGGUUGCAUUGGUCAUUGCGUUGAAAGGCCUAUUUAUCAGCUGUAUGGCUCUGACUGAUUCGUCUAUUGCUUGCAAUAGUGAUCCUGAAGCAUGUCGGUACGAUUGUCCAGCUGAUGUAAUACAGAACCAUAAUUGCACAACAGAAAAAGAUGUUCAUGAUCCUAUAGAAGGGAAAUGCUGCCCUGCCUUCUUCAAGACAGAGAACAAUAGAUGCCAAAAAUGCAGCGAUCGUAUGUUCAUGCCUGAUGUGAGCAACUGCUGUGAGUGCAUACUGUGCGCAGAAUGUGAUGAUAUAAAGAAUAACACAAUAGUGACCCGUUGCAGCCAUACCAGCAAUACGGUCUGUACAAUACAGGAUGAUCCGCCAUCCCAUGCUCCUACUGAGUGCCCAUGGAUAGAGUCUACUUCUACCCCUACUACACAGGUUCUGACUACACAUGGUCCAACUACAGCUACUGAAGAAGUCACAGUUGACACCCGAAGUGAUCCACAGGGGAGUAAAUCUGAGAGGAUAUAUGAAGGUGGUUUCUAUACUUUUAUGGUCUUAUUCAUUCUCUUGGGUGGCUUUGUUGUACUGAUCUGCUGUUGCCUCUGCUAUGCAUACCCCUCAGAUCAACCUGACGGAAGAGAUAAAACCUGGAAAGAAGUUGCAAGUAUCGUAGCAGUUAGAAUACAGAAGACUUUAUGUGGCAGAUGUCAACGUGGAGGGCGAACAAGGGACAGUAAUGGGUCGGGAGAGCAGGAUCCUAUGAAUUAAGUUGGUGCUCAGUAGACAACAAGACAUCAGGCUACUUAUGAAUUCAAAAUGUCACAUCCCAGUGGUGGGGAGUUUAGAUUAAACUUGGUGGCUCAAAAGAGGUAACGUGAAUACCGAUAAGAAAGAGGUUGAAUACUGAAAUAGCAUGAAUCCUGAAAUAUUGCUGUUCGCCUUCCUUGAGCUAUGAUUUGAAUCUGUCUUCUUGCUUUAAAAAUAAAAAUCUUCUUCAUAUUAUUUAUAUUUGAAAGAAGUCCAUGUGUAUGGUGAGGAAUUGUAACAGAUUGUUGAAAGAUCUAUAUUUUGUACAUGUACUAAUAGGCAUGUGCACAAAUUAUUUGGCCUUUUUAUAAGGGAAAUGUGCAAACUGAUCCGGAUCAAAGUUUUUUGCUUGUUUAAUGAUUUAUAGAUCAAUAAAUGGAAUAUAUUAAAAUUCUAUGUUAAAACUCAAUGAAAUAUUUUCAUAGUAUUUUUGCCAAUAUUUUCUGAAUUAUUGCCUAUCAAUCUAUAUCUUACUGUAAAUUGAUAUUUUAUAUUUAAUAUAAAGUAAAUGUAAUAAUAAAAGAAAUUGAAUAUUUGUAUUCAAUGUAUAUUUUAGAGAGCAGAAAUUUUUGAUAGGUCAUUAGUCACGAAUCAACUUUUUGAGAGAAAACUGUUCUUUGUAUGGUGUACUUACCAACAAACAAUUUUUAUACAAAGACAGAUGAAUUCUAUUUCUGAAACAUGUUUGCUGGAAAAAAAUGUAUCGUAUUCUAAAAAUGAAUUAUUCAUACAAAAUGUAAAUUUGAUGUGACGUGUUGCUGUUGUGUUUUUUAUAACUAAAAAUGAAAUGGGUAUUGCUUGUAGAUGUAAGCUUUAAUAUGUCACAUUCUCAAGAAACAUAAAUUGGGACAAAUCAAUUUUUGACAUACUUAAAAAAUUGCAAAACAUAGUAUUAACUAGGUAUGAAUAAUGUAUUUGUUACCUUUAAUGCAUUGUAAUUGAGUGUUCUUUCAAAUCCAUCCUAGAUGCUUAAUGAAUUGGUGAUAUGUACUUAUUCCCUACUUCGCUCAAUUUUUUUUUGGCCAAAAUGUGCUGUCUCCACCUUGUAUUGUAUAAGCUGCCCGUAAAUAUUGCCUAUUUAAUAUAUUGAGAAUUAAUCUUUUAUUGCUGUAUUUAAUCAACAAUACUUAUUGUACAAUUACUAUUGUCUGAAACCGGCACUUCAAACUGUACAAUGUACAUCUACAUGAUGCUGUGUAAUAUUUAUGAAAUACCAGUCAUACUUAACGAGUUUGGUUCUGUUAUUGUAAGUUUAUGUUUUGGACCAAAUAAUUUUGCUUUGUAGAAUUUUCAGAGAAUUAGGUAUCCAAAUUUGUUAUGUAGGGUCCAUGAUGGUAUGACAGAGGGGAUAUAAAACUCAAAAAUUUAUAUUAAAAUGACGCUUAACCGUCUACAAUGUAGACUACAUUACAUGUGUAUGUUAAAGGCUAAGACUGCCAUGUUCAUUAAUAGAUCUCUUGCUUUGAUGUAGUCAAAUAAUUAUUGAAUUGCAAAUUUAGUACUUAGCUUUAUCAGUAGACAGUUGAUAUGCAAAAUGUAAAUUUACUAUGCCUAUAUGGACAGUUGUCAAAGAGCGAAUUCAACAUCACUAUUUGAUAGCAGUUCAAAUAAGAUUGGACCAAAGUCAGCUAGUAUUAUCGGAUGUCAUGGUCUUGUCGUGUGUACAUGUAGGUAUGACAUAUUCAAGAUGAUGUGAGGAUUAAAGCUCAUGUACAGUUUUGGUAACAAAAAAGAAAUUGAAAAGAAACGUUUUGAACGUUGUAGUCUCAUGUCCCUCGAUCUUCUUAUAUCAAAUGAUUCAUGGUCAAGACCAAAUAGUAUUCUACUUAUUAUUUCCAGUGAAUUGCAGUGUAAAUAUCUGCAACAAAUGUAAUAUAACAGCUAUACAGCUCCUGUUACAUUUAUCCAAGUGCUUCGCUUAGAGACAGUAUGCAUGUAGACUUUAGGGUAUACGCACAUUCCUCAGUUUUACACCUUGGUAUUGCAGAUUACUGUUGUUAAAAUUUACAUCUUAGGAUUGUAAUUAAAUCAUUUCCUACCUCUCAUAAGUUUAGGAUUUCACUCGAGGAGAAAUAGAUUUACAACAUCUCAGUAUUACUAGUAUCUGCCUAUAUUUCAUCUAAAUUCAAAGACAUUUUACUAAAAGUUUUUUAAGAUUUACCAGAACUGUACAUGAAUUUUAAGAUUGUUAAUUUUAAUCCAUGGCAUGUCAUCAUUUCAUGCACACCGAUCAUUACAAAACAAAUGAUUGCAAUACGUUUGUACUUUUCUACAAGGUUUCAAAUGUUUCAAAGUUGACUCGAGAAUACCUUUGUGCCUAUUUCUAUUUUAUGUGCGACUAUACAUGUAUGAUCAUCAAACUUCUGCCAAAGAGUAUACACAUGUAUCUUUUGAGAGAUUGCUAUCGUGAAAUAAAAUUACACCAUUCAGGUUCUGGAGUAGUCACUUACUAAGUGCCUUGAUUAACUUGCUAGCUAGCUCACAAGUCUUUCACCAUCUUAUCAUUCCAGCCUCGCUUAUUUGUGUGUGACUCAUGGAAUAAUAUGCAGUUUGGGUCAAAUUUCAGCAAUAAUGUAGAUGAAAUGCUGAAAAAACUUGUUUGUCAACUCAUCCAUUGUGUGCAGUAAAGAGUCUGAUUUUAUUUUAUAAUAGAUAUUGUGAGUAUUUGCUGAAUGUGUCUGAAAAGGCAAUUUUCCAGUUUUUAUAUCUCAAAGAUAAAGAAUACACUGUUUAUAUACAUGUACAGUACUGAUGGAUAAAUGGUGUGUGAUGUAUAUCAAUAAGUUUUGAUGAAUAGUUUUUUUCUUACUCAGUUUUCAAUUAUCAUUAUUAUAUAUAUUAUUAAAGAUUGAGUUCAGAAAUGUCAUUUAAUAUGGAUUUGUUCAAUAAGAGGUUGAAUUUUGUCCUUUUUAUCCAGCAUCAAAUGCUGCAUUUUUGAAAAUCUAUAAUCAUGUGUGGAUGUAGUUGUAAUCAAAUACUAAAGAUUAUAAAUGUCUUUCUUGUGGUUUAUAUGGGGAUAAAGAUAAAUGGCGACAUUCAACAUAUUUAAGAUUUUUUUUUUUUUUUUUUUUUUUACUUCAUUAAUUGGACUUGUGUUAGUUGUGUCGCAAAAUGAAUCACCAUGCAGUGAAUUAAAUUCAAAAUAGUUUUAAAAUGUUAAUUUUUCUUAAAUCAUGCUGUACAAGAAUGUACGUGUAGUCACAUCAAAAUGAUACUUGUAAUUUAUAUAUUCCGCAUAUGGAGUAUGCAUGCGUGUACAGGUGACUCAAGAAUUAUUAAAGGGUAAACGAUAUGAAUAGUGUCGUUGUUUACAAUCUUUUCUGUCUUGUA